Messenger RNA from Lindgomyces ingoldianus, 1032 nucleotides. Its product is annotated as NAD(P)-binding protein. The transcript is spliced from 2 exons. The record is from RefSeq and is a predicted model, not a curated record. The coding region runs from base 55 to 1032 and encodes 325 amino acids. Lineage: Eukaryota; Fungi; Ascomycota; Dothideomycetes; Pleosporales; Lindgomycetaceae.
CUAUCUCACAAUCUCUUCUCUGGAUCAUAUAUUUCAUUCAAGUUUGUGUCCAAUAUGAUCACGGUAGCUGUUGCAGGCGGGACUUCACCAGCAGUUGGCCGCGCAAUCCUCGUUGGCUUAAAGCAAUAUCCAGAGCAGCUCAAACCGGUUGUUCUAGGAAGAGUUACUUCCGAAACUCCAAAAUGGUUGCUAGAUAUGGGAAUCGAAGUGCGCAAGGUGGAUUAUUCUUCAGAGGACUCGCUAAUUUCUGCAUUGCGGGACGUUCAUACAGUAAUCUGCACACUCCUCGCAAAGGAUGGGACAUGGGCCAGCACCCAGAUCAAUCUCUUAAAUGCUAGUCUAAAGGCUGGCGUAUCCCGAUUCGCACCGGCAGAGUUCGGGUGCGGCGCACUUGCCGCCCCAAAAGUGGCCUUGCUGAGCCCCCAAAUCGCCGUUAUAGACGCUUGUCGUGAGGCAAAACGUCUGCAUCCGGAAUUCGAGUACGCAGGGUUCCAUGUUGGCCUGUUUAUGAAUUACCUUGCGUACGGAGGCCCGAAUGAACUAGAAGCGUUGAAUGGAUUGAAUGAUAGGGUUGAGUUCAUCUGGCAUAUCAAAGACAUGAGGGCGGAGAUUCCUUUGACGAAGGAUGGGGACAUUCCCCGAAUGACGUUUACGGAGAUUGGCGAUGUUGGGCGAAUGACUGCAGCAGCGUGUUUGCUGUCGAAAGGGGAGUGGCAAGAGGAUUUUGGGAUGGAAGGUGAGACUGCUCGAAUGGAUGAAGUUGUGAGAGUUAUCGAAACCGUGAGCGGGGGAAAGAUGACGGUGACCUUUAAGCCAUUCGAACAGGUGGUACGAGAGAAAAAUGAGGAGACGGAUCCGUACAAGAAGUUCUGGAAGGAGCUCGAGAUGAUGUGUGCGAGAGACGUGAUUGGGGAAGGAAUUGUGGCACCAAUAUUAAAUGAGGUUUUAAAGAAAAGUGGCUUGAAUGUGCAGCCACCAAAUAGUAUAAAGGAUUGGUGCAUGAAUAUCUUUAAAAUCUCGGCAGGAGGCUGA